ACCAAUAAAUCUAUCCCACAUUCUUAUUUUCUCCUUUUCUCACCCUAGAAUCCACCUCAAUUCUAUAGUGAGAAUCGCAUUUUACAAACACAAAACACUCACAUAACAAUAUUGUUAAUAUAUUAUAUAUCAUUGUGAGAGUGAUUGAAUUGGUGAUAUGGGUGACAUAGCACAAAUGAAAAGGUAUGCUGUACUUUUAUGUGCGGAAGACUCGGAAUAUGUGAAAAAAAUAUAUGGUGGAUAUUUUGGUGUGUUUGUGAAAAUGUUGGCAGAAGAAGGAGAGAUUUGGGAUGUUUUUCGUGUGUGUAAUGGUCAUUUUCCAUCGGACGAUGAAAUCGGUGUUUAUGAUGGUUUUGUGAUCUCUGGAAGUUGUAGUGAUGCUCAUGGAAAUGAUGUUUGGAUUUGUAAACUUCUUGUUUUGUUGAACAAGUUGGAUUUGUUGAAUAAAAAAGUGCUUGGCAUUUGCUUUGGUCAUCAGGUACUUGCUCGUGCACUUGGAGGAAAGGUAACCCGUGCAACGUCCGGAUGGGAUAUUGGAAUCCGGAACAUCAAUCUAUCGACAUCCACAAAGACAUUGGCUAAUUUGAAACUGCCUACCCGAUUGUCAUUAAUAGAAUGCCAUCGCGAUGAGGUGUGCGAACUUCCACCCAAGGUAGAAGUGUUGGCGUCGUCCGAUAAGACAGGGGUCGAGAUGUUUAGAUAUGGUAAUCACAUAAUGGGUAUUCAAGGCCACCCGGAGUACACAAAGGAUAUUCUGAUGCAACUUAUCGACCGCCUUCUACAACGUAGUUAUAUCGAGGAGGGGUAUGCUGUAAAAGCUAGAGCUAGCUUGGAUGAGAAUGAACCCGACAGGGAGGUAUGGAGGAAACUAUGCACAAGCUUUCUAAAGGGAAAACUAUGAUGAAUUAAUGGACAAAAGCAAUUAUUGUACUCUUAUUUAAUUAAUCAAUCAAUUAAUUAAUAUCCUUGACAAAACAUUGGUGGAAUGUACAUAUGAUUUUAUUUGUCGUCUAAACACAUUAUUGAUUGUUUAAAAGAAAAUUACAAAAAAAUAAAAAAUAAGAUCAAAUUUUAUAGA
Molecule: messenger RNA, 1078 nt
Organism: Erigeron canadensis
Lineage: Eukaryota; Viridiplantae; Streptophyta; Magnoliopsida; Asterales; Asteraceae
Product: gamma-glutamyl peptidase 5-like
Exons: 4
Coding region: 158-901 (247 amino acids)
Cellular component (GO): cytosol
Source: RefSeq, a predicted model, not a curated record